AUGGGUGCUAUCUGCUUCAAGGACAAACUUUUUGUCUUGUUAGUCAUCUCGGCCUUGGCUUGCUUGAAACCGUUGAGUGCAUGGGAGAUCCACAUCAAGAAUGGAUUGAGCAACGGACAAGCUCUAUUCGUGCAUUGCAAGUCGAAAGACACCGACUUGGGCGAGCAAACCCUUAGCACUGGUGCCGAGUUCAAGUGGAAGUUCAAAGUGAACAUUUGGAGAACGACAUUGUUCUGGUGCUACUUACGUAAGCCGAACGGGCAUGAAAUGACGUUUGACGCUUUCUGGGUCGAGAAGAAGACCGAGUGGCUGCGUGUCAAAUGUGAUGAUCAAAUUUGCAAUUGGACGGCGGAAGACAACGGAAUUUACCUCAAAGAUAAUAGUUCAAAUCAGGAUGAGUUCAUUCAUUUUUGGAAAUUUCCAGCAACUAAGUAG
This is a messenger RNA of Benincasa hispida (wax gourd), 435 nucleotides long. RefSeq names its product S-protein homolog 74-like. Lineage: Eukaryota; Viridiplantae; Streptophyta; Magnoliopsida; Cucurbitales; Cucurbitaceae. The record is from RefSeq and is a predicted model, not a curated record.